This is a messenger RNA of Myotis davidii, 1169 nucleotides long. RefSeq names its product IMP3, U3 small nucleolar ribonucleoprotein (gene IMP3). Gene Ontology annotation, cellular component: small-subunit processome; Mpp10 complex; small ribosomal subunit. The record is from RefSeq and is a predicted model, not a curated record. Lineage: Eukaryota; Metazoa; Chordata; Mammalia; Chiroptera; Vespertilionidae. Gene Ontology annotation, biological process: rRNA processing. The transcript has 2 exons. Gene Ontology annotation, molecular function: snoRNA binding; structural constituent of ribosome; rRNA binding.
CAGUUGCGAGGGCAGCCGGGUCUUCUCGCGCCAAGGCGGAAGUCGCACGGAAGCCGGAACUCACAGCCUGGGGUCCUGGGAGCUGGUAUCCGCCAUCAUGGUGAGGAAGCUGAAGUUCCACGAGCAGAAGCUGUUGAAACAGGUGGAUUUCCUGAACUGGGAGGUCACUGAUCACAACCUGCACGAACUGCGUGUGUUGAGGCGUUAUCGGUUGCAGCGGCGCGAGGACUACACGCGCUACAAUCAGUUGAGCCGAUCUAUGGCCCGCGGGCCACAUGCGGCCCUCCGAAAAUUUAUCCAGCCUGCCUCGUACAUCUAAUGAGAGAAAACGAUUAUGGCAUCGCUGUUGGACAAGCUGUAUGCCCUCGGCCUGGUGCCCACGCGCAGCUCUCUCGAACUCUGCGACUUCGUCACGGCCUCGUCCUUCUGCCGCCGCCGCCUGCCCACCGUGCUCCUUAAACUGCGCAUGGCACAGCACCUCCAGGCCGCCGUGGCCUUCGUGGAGCAGGGCCACGUGCGCGUGGGCCCCGACGUGGUCACCGACCCCGCCUUCCUUGUCACACGCAGCAUGGAGGACUUCGUCACCUGGGUUGACUCGUCCAAGAUCAAACGACACGUCCUGGAGUACAAUGAGGAGCGCGAUGACUUCGAUCUGGAAGCCUAGCUGUCUUUCCUCCCCACCCCGUCACCAGUGCCGCAUGUUAUAGAUGGGGAAGCUGAGACCGGAUGCUGGAGAUUCUGUGAAUGCGCUUUCCCAAGAAUGUGUCAACCAAUCGUCGUUUCUUAAGAACUUGGCUCCUUAGCUCCUGGCCACGCUUACAACCAAAGGGUACACCCUUGUUUUCUGAAAAUUUUCUUAGCUCUUGGAUUAUUGAUAAAUGGCUGCUUUGAAACAAUGGAAAGCGGUUUUGUGCUGCGCUAGGAAUUGUUAGAUUCUUGUACUUUUAAUAUUGUAGUGUGAAAGCAAGAACUUUGCGCCCGCCCCCGCUUUCCCCUUAUCUCAUAGCAGGACAGUUAAUUUAACUCGAAUUCUUGCUCCUGGUGAUUAACUUGUGUACGAUCAUGGAGAAUUUGGUUUUAAGUUUUCAUAAAAUGGGGUGAGAGUUUAGUGUUUAAAGGAGUGCUUUUUUAAUGCCAAUAAAUAAUUCAACUGCUUUGUAAGUGCAAAA